AUGAACUUGAAUUGGUUAGGUUUAUCAGAUGGGCAACGUCCAUCAGCACUUGCCAGUGGGCUUGUGAUUUUCUUGGGCUUCCUUUAUUUGUUAAAUUCGCGUGUUGUUGACAUUGUCGUACAUGUACGUCUGAUGCCUCAAGCACUAUUCAGCUUAGAAUUAAACCGAUUGUCGUUGUAUCCUUUACUUCAUCUGUCCUUUUUGCACUAUGCUUUGAACAGCAUCUCACUUUUCGGACCUCUUUCGUUCUUCGAGAAAACACACGGAACUGUCUACACUGGAGUGAUUCUUAAUUUGCUGGCUGUGUUUACCGCGUUACUGUAUUGUGUUGUGGGCCGAAUUUUGUAUCCUGAGGUCAGCGUUGUAGGCAGCAGUGGAUGGUGUUUCUCAUUUUUCGCCUACAUUGCUUUGAAAGAGUCCCAGAUUAACCCUCAACAAACCUAUUUCUCGCGGUUUUCGUUGCCGACCAUCUACACUCCUGUAGUUUUGCUGGUUUUAACGAAAAUAAUAUGCCCCGGUUCUAGCUUUUGGGGCCAUUUCUUUGGCAUGUGUGUGGGUUACGGAAUGGCAUUUAAGGAAAACUGGGUAAGCAAGCUCGUUCCCCCUAGCGCUCUCAUUACCAAGAUAGAGACGAAGCUGGACCGUGUCAUAAAUUUGAUCCCUUUUGGUAUCAAGUAUUACAGAGAACAAGAAGUCGACAGAACCGUUGGGUACACGAGCAUCUUCCCACAACAAGGCUCGGUGUUGCCAAUACACUCCGCAGAAGGUUUCCAAGGGCAGGGAAGAGCUUUGGGUGUUUAG
Molecule: messenger RNA, 801 nt
Organism: Lachancea mirantina
Lineage: Eukaryota; Fungi; Ascomycota; Saccharomycetes; Saccharomycetales; Saccharomycetaceae
Source: the annotation of a GenBank genome assembly